Messenger RNA from Alternaria arborescens, 1209 nucleotides. Its product is annotated as putative pectate lyase C. The coding region runs from base 1 to 1209 and encodes 402 amino acids. Lineage: Eukaryota; Fungi; Ascomycota; Dothideomycetes; Pleosporales; Pleosporaceae. The record is from RefSeq and is a predicted model, not a curated record. The transcript has a single exon.
AUGCAUAUAUUUGCUCUUCUUCCCUUCCUAGUGGCUUCCGCCGCUGCCCUUGCCUUUCCAGGUGCAGAAGGUUUUGGUCGCAACGCGGCCGGUGGUCGUGGCGGUACGGUUUACGUUGUCACCAACCUCAACGACAGCGGUGAAGGCUCGCUCCGUGAUGCCGUUUCUAAAUCCGACCGCAUCGUUGUGUUCGCCAUCGGUGGGUUGAUUAAGAUCACUGAGCGCAUGGUCGUGUCGAAACGCAUAUCCAUUCUUGGGCAAACAGCACCUGGUGAUGGCAUUACAGUAUACGGUAACGGCUGGAGUUUCAGCAAUGCUGACGAUGCAGUCGUACGGUAUUUGCGCAUCAGAAUGGGAAAAGGAGGUAGUAGUGGCAAAGAUGGCAUCACGAUUGCAGAGGGGAGCAACAUGAUCUUCGACCAUGUCUCUGUAACCUGGGGUCGCGACGAAACUUUUUCGAUAUCUGGCUCAGAAGUCGGUAACAUCACCAUCCAGAACAGUAUCAUUGGGCAGGGUCUUCAGACACAUUCUUGUGGCGGUUUGAUGCAAACAAAUGUCGGGAAUGGUAUCAGUCUGUUCCGCAACUUGUACAUUGACAACAAGACGAGAAAUCCAAAAGUCAAGGGUACGAAUGACUUUACCAACAACGUUGUCUACAACUGGGGAGGAGGCGGCGGAUACAUUGCUGGAGAUUCAAGUGCAGCGAGCGAAGCGAAUAUUGUUGGAAACUAUUUUGUUAGUGGCCCGAGUACCAGCGUAACAGCCUUCACGCGAGGAAACGAGAACUUCAAGGGAUACGUUGAAGGAAACUUCUAUGAUUCUAAUCGCGAUGGUGUAUUGGACGGAUCGGAGCUUGGUGUAGCAUCCAGCAACUAUGGCGGCAUGAACAUCCAGGCAGCAAAAUUUCCUUUUCCGGCACCCGAGAAAGUCUUGUCAGCCAACGAUGCGUUGACGCUUGCUGGGAAGUCUGUUGGUGCAAGCAAAGUCCGCGAUGCGGUUGAUGCGCGACUCAUUGAGGAGUUGAAGAGCUAUGGGAAGAUGGGAGAGUUGAUCAGUGAUGAGAAUGCUAGUCCAAUGGCCGGACCAGGAACUAUUGAUGGCGGAGAGCAAUGGGUUGACGCGAACGGUAAUGGCAUACCCGACGAUGUCGAAGAACAAUUCAAAGACGUGGAGGAAUGGGCAAAUAGCUUAGUACCGAGUAGCUACUAG